Symbiodinium sp. CCMP2456 is the source of this 876-nucleotide messenger RNA. The record is from the annotation of a GenBank genome assembly. Lineage: Eukaryota; Dinophyceae; Suessiales; Symbiodiniaceae.
AUGCCAGAAGAGUACAAGUUCAACAAGGCCGUGUCGUUGGAUGUUUUCAUCGUCAAGGACUCCUUGAACAAGAAGUAUAAGGUGAUGUCCUUGGUGGACCUUGGAACUCUCUUCCAUGCAGCUGUGAUAGUUGGCGAAGGAGGAGGACCCCCGAGCUCCUCGGAUAUGGCAAGGGCAAUGCAAAUGGUCUGGCUUUCAUGGGCUGGACCACCAGAAUCCAUUGUCUUGGACCGAGGACUCGAGAACCGAGGACAACUACAGAAGCUGAUGACCGCACACGGCGUGCUCCUGCGAUACAUUGGGGUAGAGAGCCCCUUCCAGCUCGGCAGGGGAGAAAGACAUGGCGGAAUCCUCAAGGAAGUGAUCAAGGCCCUGGUCACCUCUCGCCAACUACGGGGACGUCAAAACAUGGAAUUUGCCGUGACCGAGUCCGUGGGCAUCAAGAACCACCGAGUAAACCACAACGGCUUCUCUCCCAGCCAAUGGGUGCUGGGGCGGAACCCACCGGACUUGGAGUCUCUUACUACCCUGAUGCCGGAGGCCAAGCUUGGCAUCCAUCAGGAAAUUCUUGAUGGAGAAACCAGUUUUGCCCAGCAGAUGAUGAUACGUGGAGCGGCCAAGGAAGCCUUUUCUCAAGUGGACAGCUCCCAGCGCAUUCGAGACGCCGGCAAGUUCGAGAACGACGACCCCUUCGUGGACGACUUGAUUGGAGUAGGAAGUGUGGCCGAGAAUCAGCAACAAGGAUUCUUCGACCUCCACGACCACCCGAGCGACUACUCACCCUCAAUGCCACCUGAGGCAGGGACGGAUGGACAGGAGAUACAUGGACUUCAUCCACCACCACCUGGACUCUUACCUGGACCACCGAAUGCCAUC